CCCUGGUGCCGGCUCAGUGCCGGCCUGCGAACACCCCAGGCAGGUGCUCAGGCUCCGCUGAGCUGAAUGAGCGGCCCACGGUAUUGAGAAUCUUCCGUGCGAGCUGCAGAGGAACUUCCAGCUGAUGCGGGAGCUGGAUCAGAGAACAGAAGACAAGAAAGCAGAGAUUGACAGCCUGGCAGCAGAAUACAUYGAGUCAGUGAAGAACAUGUUACCUGAGGAGCGAGUGGAGCACCUGAAGAAGAUCCAGAGUGCCUACAGCAAGUGUAAAGAGUACAGUGAUGACAAAGUGCAGCUGGCCAUGCAGACCUACGAGAUGGUGGAUAAGCACAUCCGCCGGCUGGAUGCGGACUUGGCACGCUUCGAAGCUGAUCUCAAAGAUAAACUGGAAGGCAGUGACUUUGAAACCCCUGGAUCUCGAAGUCUGAAAAAGGGACGAAGUCAGAAAGACAAAAGAAGCUCUCGUGGUCGGGGCAGGAGAACAUCUGAGGAAGAUACACCAAAGAAAAAGAAGCUCAAAGGAGGGUCAGAGUUUGCUGAUACCAUCCUGUCAGUGCAUCCCUCGGAUGUGCUGGACAUGCCAGUGGAUCCCAACGAGCCCACCUACUGUCUGUGUCACCAGGUGUCCUAUGGAGAGAUGAUYGGCUGUGACAACCCAGAUUGCCCAAUCGAAUGGUUCCACUUUGCAUGUGUGGACCUGACCACCAAACCAAAAGGGAAAUGGUUUUGUCCUCGUUGUGUUCAGGAAAGAAAGAAAAAGAAGUAAGGAGUAGAGGGGAAUACACCAUCGAGGCAAGAAGAAUUUAAUAUAUUCCUUCAUUCACGUUGCAAUAUUACCUUUGAUUAUAUUUUGUUAAUCUCUCCUCCAUCUUUCUCCGGUAUGAUAUUUAAUUAUCCAGUGGCCAGUUGAAAUUCCUGUUCUUUCCUAUGACAAUGACUUUGGGAGGGAGUCCCAAAUCCCUUUGCCACGGAGAUUUUAUUUAUGUUAGUCUUGCACAAUAAUACUGAGAGAGGGUGUUGCCUGUCCUGGCUGUUUCCAUUUCCCUGAAGAUCCUUUAAGUACAUCACUGUGAAGAUGAAACCUACAGUAUUCUUGGAGAGACAGAGAGAGAAGGUCGGAUUUAUUCACAAAAUAAGAUGAAGGCCUGAAUUGUUAGUGGUGAUUGCCUGUGUGGCACCUGGGUAMAUCAGGAAAUCAGGUUUUAGGGAAAGGCUCCACGAGGACACUCUUUGUUCCCAUGAUGGUGUGGCUCUGCUGUUGAAGGUGGCUGUUCAGGAAUGUUCUAACAUMAUUUCUUGUCUUUUUUAAUAGGCCACAUUUGCAUGUUCUUGACUUCUUUAAGCUGCCUGUCAGAUGAUGAAUGUGAAUCUUAGCAUUAGCACAAUGUCAGUGGCUGCAGCAGAAGGGAGAGAGGAAAUCAGGAGAAGGAAAGCAAAAGUCUCUGAUUUUUCCUUUUGAGAUUCAGUGGAUGCAGAAGUUGAGGGAAGAGYAAAAUCUUGCCUUCAUCUAUCUCCUGCAUCAUGAGGCUUACCUGCCUACAAUGAAAGAUGCAGUGGGGAAAGGUGCAGCAGGGUUCCCUCYUUGCUGCUGGAGGGGAAAAUAAAGCCCCAAACUCAUGAACUUUGCAGGCUCUGGUCCCUGAGGSGUGUUGGUGGCAGCUCUGUGCAGGGCUGUGUGCUGCUUUCCAUACCAGUGUGCAGGAACUCUCAGUGCAGACUGCUUGAAAGGCAUUAAAAAAACUUCCAGAUAAACUUUUCUUCUGCUGAAUAAACAGUACAGAAGAUUAAUAAC
Molecule: messenger RNA, 1792 nt
Organism: Malurus melanocephalus (red-backed fairy wren)
Lineage: Eukaryota; Metazoa; Chordata; Aves; Passeriformes; Maluridae
Gene: ING5
Product: inhibitor of growth family member 5
Exons: 8
Coding region: 125-766 (213 amino acids)
Biological process (GO): positive regulation of apoptotic signaling pathway; positive regulation of DNA-templated transcription
Cellular component (GO): nucleus
Molecular function (GO): chromatin binding
Source: RefSeq, a predicted model, not a curated record